Molecule: messenger RNA, 1819 nt
Organism: Cuscuta campestris
Lineage: Eukaryota; Viridiplantae; Streptophyta; Magnoliopsida; Solanales; Convolvulaceae
Source: the annotation of a GenBank genome assembly
GGAAGGUAGGUAAAAGGAAAGAAAGGAUAAAACUUCGUCCCAACCCUCAAUCGUCAGAAAGAAAGGCAGCGCAGCUCUAGAGUCGAAACCCCAGCCCCACUCGUCCCACCGCCGCCGGCCACACUGUGUCGUUCCACCGCCGCCAUCACCACCGCCCAAGUCAUUCGUUCCCCACUCUCAAGUCUCUAAUCUAAAAGAAAAUAAAUCAAGACAAUGAUAGUAGCUAUUUCCUGGCUUCCCAAAGGGGCUGCUAAGUCAGUCCCCGCUCCAGCUGAGCCUCCUUCGAAAGAAGAAGUCGAAGAGAUGUUGAAGAGUGGUGUUCUUCAAAAAAGGAAUUGCGAGGUUGAAGGAGAUGAUGAGGAUUCUCCCGUCAAUAAUGUUGAUUUAACUGAAGCUAUGAAGGAAUUGGACAUGGACAAUUACGAUGAUGAGGAAGAUGGUGCUGAGAUCUUUGGUUCAGGACUUAAGGACUUAUAUUAUGCAAGUAACAAAUUGGACCCAUAUCUUAAUUGUGAUGACAUUGACUCUGAGGAGGAAGAGGACACUGUGAUAAAACCUGAUGAUGCCGUUAUUGUUUGUGCACGUAAUGAAGAUGAUGUCAGCCACCUCGAGGUAUGGGUGUUGGACGAUUUAACAGAUAAUUGCUUGAACAUGUAUGUUCACCAUGAUAUCAUAAUUCCAGCAUUUCCUCUAUGUACAGCAUGGUUGGAUUGCCCUCUUAAAGGGAGGGAGGAGAAAGGGAACUUCAUAGCUGUUGGCUCCAUGGAACCGGCCAUAGAAAUUUGGGACCUUGACAUUAUAGAUGAAGUCCUACCGUCUGUAGUUCUGGGUGGCGUUGCUGCAAAGAAAAUGGGGAAGAAGAAAUCAGCUGAAUUCAAAACGGGUAGUCACACAGAGGCAGUGCUCGGCCUUGCUUGGAAUGAGGAGUAUAGAAAUGUUCUAGCUAGUGCUAGUGCUGACAAAUCAGUUAAGAUUUGGGAUGUAUCAAAGCAAAUAUGUGAUAUCACCAUGAAUGACCAUGUUGACAAGGUGCAAGCAGUUGCAUGGAAUCCAUUUCAUCCCAAAAUUCUUCUUUCCGGCUCUUUUGAUCGCUCAGUUAUCGUGAAGGAUGUAAGGAUACCAUCUCAUGCUGGAUUGAAAUUUUCAGUGGCUGCCCAAGUUGAAAGCUUGAAAUGGGACCCACAUGCUGAGAAUUCAUUUCUGGUGAGCUUGGAGAAUGGUACGAUAAGUAGUUUUCACUUAGAGGCGGGUGCUGAUCCUAAUAUGAAGCCAAGUUUCACCCUCCAUGCUCAUGACAAAGCUGUUUGCUCCAUUGCUUUUAAUCCUUUGGUUCCAAAUCUUCUUGCAACAUGUUCUCUCGAUAAAACGGUAAAACUAUGGGAUUUGUCCGGCAAUCAACCUUCAUGUAUUGCCUCUAGGAAUCCCAAAGCGGGGGCUCUCUUUUCCAUUUCAUUCUCAAAUGACUACCCAUAUUUGCUUGCAAUGGGUGGCUCUGAAGGAAAGCUUGAAGUGAGUGAAUUGUACUCCGAUUUUUUCCCCGUCUAAUACCGUAUAUAAGUACGAAGUAUUUUUUGGGUUCAACUAGACGAGUUAUGACCAAUUUGGCAUAAUAUCCAUUUGCAGAUGUGGGACAUUUUAAAAGAGGAUGCCAUUUCCAAGAAAUAUGAUCAGCUGGCUCGGGCAAAGUAUAAAUCUAAGUAAUGUCACUCUAUGAAGGAGCCUAUAAAAAUGCACCAUUUCUUAUGCAAUUUUGUAUACAUGAGCACUUCAACUUAUUCGAUUAUAUUUAUAUACAUAUGAAUAUACUCAGUUUUCAGGG